AUGCUCUUCAAAGCGCUCCGCUCCAAAUCAUCCUCAAAAAGCACCACCCAACAAGAGUCUCUGCGCGUCACCUCCGCAGACUCGCAACACACGCACGCAUCCCACGACCAGAAACAGCCGUCGGAAAUCGUGACGGCGAUGUCGACGAGGAAAUCGGGCAAGGAGAUGGAUGAUUUUGAGAAGUUUCUGGAGAAAUCGAGGAGGGAUGAGGAGAAAUUGGAGAGGAAGAGGGAGAAGGAGCGGGAGAGGGAGCUCAGGGAGGCGGAGAGGAGGAAGAAGGAGGUUAAUAUGAGUCCGUGGGCUAGUCGGAUGUAA
This is a messenger RNA of Glarea lozoyensis ATCC 20868, 315 nucleotides long. RefSeq lists its product as uncharacterized. Bases 1 to 315 code for a protein of 104 amino acids. The record is from RefSeq and is a predicted model, not a curated record. The transcript has a single exon. NCBI's taxonomy places the organism in Eukaryota, Fungi, Ascomycota, Leotiomycetes, Helotiales, Helotiaceae.